Penicillium brevicompactum is the source of this 3258-nucleotide messenger RNA. Its product is annotated as polyketide synthase. Gene Ontology annotation, molecular function: fatty acid synthase activity; oxidoreductase activity. The record is from RefSeq and is a predicted model, not a curated record. Lineage: Eukaryota; Fungi; Ascomycota; Eurotiomycetes; Eurotiales; Aspergillaceae. Bases 1 to 3258 code for a protein of 1085 amino acids. The transcript is spliced from 6 exons. Gene Ontology annotation, biological process: secondary metabolite biosynthetic process; fatty acid biosynthetic process.
AUGGCCGAUAUCCCGUGGUUGAAGGAUCAUAAAAUGGGCGCAAAUGUAUUGCUCCCCGGGUCGGGGUUUAUCUGCAUGGCAGUGGAAGCGAUGUGGCAAAAGAAGAACGCGACCGACCCCGACGAAGCUGUUACUUCCCCCAACCAACUAGCAUACCGAUUACGCAACGUCAGAUUUGACAAAGCGCUUGUACUUGAAGACGACAAAGAUGCUGAGGUCUUGCUGUGGUUGACCGAACAACAGGGGAGCAAAGAUUGGCAUGAUUUCAGGAUUUCAUCGGUGAAUGAGGGAAACUUGGUCGAACACUCGUCCGGGCUUAUCCGCUUGCAAGUCCCCAUCGACAGUCAAAUUGCACAGCCUGACUCUCAACGUUUGACUCAACCUACUUCUGGACAACUAUGGUACAAGGCUCAGAGUCAGAUUGGCUAUGGCUUCGGGCCUGCUUUCCAGAAGCUCAUUCAGGUCGAAUCUGUCAGUGGCCAGCGGAAUGGACGUGGUCUGGUUUCUUUGACAGAGCCACCAUCUAAGUGGUCACCCCAGUCAUAUUACCCAAUUCAUCCGGCCUCACUUGAUGGCUGCUUCCAGACCGUCACACCUUCUUUGUGGGCUGGAGAACGAGGCUCUCCCAACUCGGUUGUGGUGCCUUCAAUUUUAGAUGAUAUCAUCAUUAACAGGGUUCCUCACAGUUUGAAGAACGGACUUUCUCUCGCAGAGUCGCGAUAUUCCGGCCGUGGCCGACUUGAGGAAACCAAGAGCUACUUUGCCAACUGCACUGUGUAUGACUCGGAGACCGGCAGUCUCCUAAUGAAGAUGACCGGGCUUCACUUUGCGAAGCUGGAUGUGGGCAGCCAGGUCGACCCUCACAUCUUCGACAAGAUCACAUGGAAGCCGGAUGUAACAUUCCUGACCGCUAGCCAGCUUCGUGAGAAGUCUGUCGACUCUGUGAUUGACCUUAUCGCGCACAAGAAGCCAACUCUUAAGGUUUUGGAGAUCAACUUCAUCAACGAUGAUACAUCCUCCCUAUGUACUACUGCUGAGCGAUUAGGUGCACCGGAAAUUGAGUUUGAUCUCGUGAUCUUGAAGAUUGGACAGGUUUCGCGAUCUGAGUUGGGUGUUCUGCUGCAGAAGCUCAAGUCUCUUGUAUCUCAGCAAGCCGGUCAUCUACUUCUUUUACACCACCUGGCCCCAACUUCACGCGACGCGAGCUAUUUUGCUCUGGGAACGUCAACGCCCGAUUCAGAAGCAGCGGUGACCCCGGGUUUUGAACUCAGCAAGGCACCUUCGGAGGCAAUCACUCCUACCAGUUCAAUUAGCUCCUCGGCCACCUCAGUUAACCUUGUGACAUUGAAAGAGGAGACGGUUGCUUAUGUUGAAGGCACCCCUCUCCAGCCCAAUGAUUCUGACAUGGUUGAAGAGACCCUUCGAUCUUCCUUCUCGGACCCAGUUUUCCAAGUUGGCUCUCAAUUUGGGACUGAGUCUUACUUGUCAAUUCUCAACCCAGUCACUCAAGCCGCCAAGAGCUCCCUAAAUCUAGAUGUCGUGCGCUUGUCAAAAGACACACCGGCACUUGAAUCAUCCUUACGCGAGAGGCUGCAGAACUCUGGAUGGAUCAUUAAUGAGCAGACACUCUCCAUAUCGUCAUCAACACCGAACGGUGUCAUUCUAGUCCUCGAUGAGCUUUCAUCUUCAUUGCUCACGCAGGUCAACGAAGACCAAUGGAAGUCGCUUAAAGUGCUCAUUGGCUCGGGCAAACAGCUGCUUUGGGUUACUCAAGGUGCACAGCAUCAAGUGACUAACCCCGACGUAGCGCUUGCCCACGGCUUGUUCCGAGUGAUUCGCAUGGAAGACCGGAAUGCCAAGCUGACCACUCUAGAUACCGAGAAAUCGUCUGUCGCAUCAAACGAAUGGGCAAUUGAUACGGUUCUCCGGUCUCUCCGGUCGGAAAGACAGAAGGAAUUUAUCGAGACAGAAUACGCCGAGAGAGGUGGCAUUCUUUACGUACACCGUCUUGUUCCGGACGAGGCCAUCAACAAAUUCAAGUUAGACGUGAAAGAGGGCGCCGAACCAAUUGUUCAGGAGCUGCACAAACAUGGACCCGCAGUUUCCUUGCGAGCAGAGCGUAUUGGAACUUUCGAAAGCCUAACAUGGGCAGAGAACAGUACUGCUGAGCUAUCUGUGCAGAAAGGCCGUGUUGAGGUUGAGGUUUUGGCUGCCGGUGUUAAUUUCAAGGAUGUUGCUGUUACCAUGGGCAUUGUGCCAGAGAACGAGUACACUCUGGGCUAUGAGGCUUCUGGUAUCGUGAAAAGAGUGGGACGUGGCGUCACGAAUUUCGUGGUUGGUGACCGCGUCUGCUUCCUAAAUAACGGAAGCUACGCCAAUCGACUUCAAGUCCCUGUCGGACGUGCGCAUGUCUUCCCCGACGCGAUGUCGUUUGAGGAAGCGGCGACGAUUCCGUCGGUUUACCUGGCUUCGAUCUAUAGUCUAUAUCACAUCGCCAAUCUCAAGAAAGGACAAUCUGUCCUUAUUCACUCGGCUUCGGGUGGUGUUGGCCUCUCGGCAAUCCAGCUAGCUCAACAUAAAGACGCAAAGGUAUUCGUUACAGCCGGAACUGAAGAGAAGCGACAAUUCCUCGCCGACAAUUUCAGCAUCUCUCGUGACCACAUCUUCUCUUCUAGAGACACGGAUUUUGCUGCUGCAAUCUUGAAAGCAACCCAAGGUCGUGGUGUUGACGUGAUCCUCAACUCUCUUACUGGAGAUAUGCUUCAUGAGUCCUGGAGAAUCUGCGCAGACGGAGGUACAUUCGUCGAGAUUGGAAAGAAAGAUAUUGCCGACCGUAAUGUGUUGUCGAUGGAGCCAUUUGACCGGAAUUGCUCCUUCAGGGCCAUGGAUUUCUCCUACACCAGGGACAUCUCGGAUUCUUUAAUCGCCGACCUUCUGGAUGAGAUCUUCGAUUUGGUUAAUGCUGGCCAUGUGAAGCCUAUCAGCCCAAUCACAACCUUUAGCUUCGGCGACAUCCGUUCGGCCUUGGCUUUCAUCCGCAGUGGUCGUCAUAUGGGAAAGGUGGUCAUCUCUGAUGGGGAGAUUCCAGAUGUACAGGUUCCAAUCAGACCAAAAACCCAAACGCUUGCGCUUCGUGGUGAUGCCUCCUAUUUGAUUGUGGGUGGUCUGAAGGGGCUUUGCGGCAAUCUGGCUAUUCAUAUGGCUCAACAUGGAGCUAAGCGUAUCAUCGUGUUAUCGCGCAGCGGCAUUGAAGAUUAA